Messenger RNA from Puntigrus tetrazona (Sumatra barb), 1633 nucleotides. RefSeq names its product scleraxis bHLH transcription factor a (gene scxa). The coding region runs from base 357 to 965 and encodes 202 amino acids. The record is from RefSeq and is a predicted model, not a curated record. Gene Ontology annotation, molecular function: RNA polymerase II transcription regulatory region sequence-specific DNA binding; protein dimerization activity; DNA-binding transcription factor activity, RNA polymerase II-specific. The transcript has 2 exons. NCBI's taxonomy places the organism in Eukaryota, Metazoa, Chordata, Actinopteri, Cypriniformes, Cyprinidae. Gene Ontology annotation, biological process: developmental process; regulation of transcription by RNA polymerase II.
UCUCUGUUCAGGGGGGAGAGCCAGCGCUGCACAGGGACGGAGAGCCGGAGUGUGCAUGUGCGUUUGAGGAAGCAAGACGUGGAUUUCAGCUCAGAUGGGAUGUGAGUGAGGACAAACAACAAGUUCAACCCUUCAGAAACAAUUCUCCGAGUCUUGACAGCAAAGAAAAACUCAUUUCAAAGAGUCCGUAGUGGCAAAGCAAUGUAAUACCAGAGAGCAUAACUGAACUAGAGGACUACUCAAAGAGCAAACAAGUGCAGGAUUGGUUCUAAAGCCAAGAGAUCCAUGCAUUUCGAACUCUAAGGUCUUGCAAGCAACAUUUGAGGUCUGUGUGGAGAGGUUUGGAGGUUUCAGCGAUGUCUUUCGCUAUGGUGCGACCGGCUCCCAGCCGAUACUUGUAUUCGGAGAUCUCAAUGAUGUCAGAAGAUGAGGAAAAUGGCAGUGAGAGCUCAGGCUCGGAUGACCGAUCUUUUCGCUUGGACUCCUCGGGAUAUGACCUUAAAGUUGGAAGAAAGCGGAAACCUGGUGUAGGAGGUGGUGGACGGCUGAUAGGGUCACCACCCAACUCCAUGAGUACAAUGGGUCCACUACCAGAGGGCCGCCAACGCAACGCAGCCAACGCACGGGAGCGGGAUCGCACCAACAGCGUCAACACGGCCUUUACCGCGCUGAGGACUCUCAUCCCCACAGAGCCUGCCGACAGGAAGCUGUCCAAGAUUGAGACCUUGCGGUUGGCGUCCAGUUACAUCUCCCACCUGGGAAACGUGCUCCUGGUGGGUGAAGCUUGCGGGGACGGACAGCCAUGCCACAGCGGAGGGCCCUCGACUUCAAACUACUACCACCACCACGGCUCGCCAAACCGGGACUCGGAGAACUCGCAGCCCAAACAGAUCUGCACAUUUUGCCUCAGCAACCAAAGGAAAAUGAGCAAAGACAGAGAGAGGAAAUCAGCCCUGAGGAGUUAAGCCACGACGUGAAAGGAUUUACCAAAUAUCGUCAUCAUCAUCACCAAUGUACAAAAGCUGUUGACUGCAAAACGCAAAUGUUGUGGUGUAUAUAUGCAAAUAUCAAUUUAUAUUUAAUUAUUUGUAAAUCGCCGUCAGACUGGAGCAUUUUAUUGGAGAAAAAAAAAACCCAAAAAAAAAAAAAACCCCAAAAAUAAUAUGUAUGACUGGAAAAAGACCAGACUGCAGCGACUUGAUUAUGCAAGAGCUGAACAUCCUGCCAUUUCCAUCUUUUCUGUCCAAUUAAACACCAAGCUACAGCAAACAUUUAUUUCUGACCACAAGGAACAGAGGUAAAACUAUUCACCAAAGACUAUCUGAAUAAGAGGACUGCAUUUACAGAGUUGGAAAUGCUACAUAUGGAGCCUGGCUUUGCAAAUCAGAACGAUGAAGGAACAUCUUCCAAUAAUCCAAAUCAAAGAGGACCUUGGAAAAGUGCUCAUAUUGAGGACACGAAUGAAUGCAAACUGAUGUGUGGCACGUUAUUUCUUACAAAAAAAAAAAAAAAUCCAAAGACACUUAGCCUGACUAUGAAAAUGCAAUAAAUUCAAUAAAUGCAGUAUACUGUAUGUCUAAUGGCGAAUGACAUAUAUUCUUCAUUGUUUAAAUUAAAAAUGACUGAACAAACA